AUGAAGUUUCUACAACUUACUGGAAUGACUGUGCUGUUAAGUCAGGCAAUAUCAAUUUCUGCAGCUUUGCUAGUUCCAAGGUCCCCAAGUGGUCCAUCUAAAAUGAGCGACCCAAUGUCAGACAUCAUAGCUUGCAUCAAUGAAAUAAAAUCAAGUGGUAGAAAACUAGAGUCUCCAGAUAGUGAAAGCAGAAGACUUGCCAAAAGUUUACAAAAACCCUAUGUAAUUCCUAUAAGAGUUCCAUAUAUAGAUAGCCAAAAUGGUGAGUGA
Messenger RNA from Blumeria graminis f. sp. triticale, 270 nucleotides. The record is from the annotation of a GenBank genome assembly. NCBI's taxonomy places the organism in Eukaryota, Fungi, Ascomycota, Leotiomycetes, Helotiales, Erysiphaceae.